This is a messenger RNA of Pogonomyrmex barbatus (red harvester ant), 2028 nucleotides long. RefSeq lists its product as uncharacterized. NCBI's taxonomy places the organism in Eukaryota, Metazoa, Arthropoda, Insecta, Hymenoptera, Formicidae. The record is from RefSeq and is a predicted model, not a curated record.
ACAUCGCAAAGUUUACCUUGAAGUCAAUGGAACGGAACCUUGAAAGAUUGUCACAAGAGCUAUUUUCGAUCUCGGGAAUCGGCAAAUAAUAUCAUCUACUUGACAAAGUGAUUGAUAAAAUUCUCUCUGGCAUAGCAUUGAAUUUUCAAUGAAUAUAUUAAUGCACACUUUAUGAAUAUAUUAACAUUUAAAAUUUUUCAUCUGUAUACCACGAAUUUUUUGUCUGUAUAUUGAGAUAAUAUGCGCUAUAUCUUUCUUAUUUUUUUUUAAAGAUGCUAAUGGAAUUUUCUUAUUGCACACAGUUAGCAUUUAAUGUUUUGCUAGCAACAGCAAAUAUGCGUAUAUAUAAUAUCGAUUGAGCACUUGGAUGCUUAUAUAACUUGCAAUGUAAACAAUAUGUGGAUAUUUAUACAUGCAGGCUAAACAAUUUUCCGACCUGAGCGACAGCGAUUUAUGACUAGGCAGCGCGCCUCAUUGGUAACCGAUAGCGAUAUGAGCGCUAUUAAUGCAUGUAAUUAGCAAAAAAGAACAGAAAGUGCGUCGUUCAGUAUGGAAAAAUCGACUUGUUUAUCCAUUGCGUUCUUCAGAAUUGAUGCGCUUGCAUGAAGUAAGAUCAGAAUUGCAUCGGCGCUUCGUGCACGUAUAUUUUAUCUGGCGAAAGCAGUUUCCUCGCGCAAUAAACGUUUGACUGUGUGUGUAUGUGUGUAUGCAUGGUCUUAUUUAUGUGCGAAGCAACUUAAACAGCCUUUUAUUGCGCUAAGAUUCUUUAGGUAUGCAGAGCACGCUCAAAGCAAAUCAAAACUCGGGCUGUACACGGAAUAAUUAUUUAUCAUUGCGUUAUCGGUCCCAUUACGAACAAUGAAUGACGAAUCAUUCGUGACGUGAUAACGCAACAGAAUCAAACGAUUAAUAAAGCACAAAUAAGACUUUCGCGAAAUUGCCUUGAGAAUUGUAUCUGAUAACGCACUUAAUGCGCACUUGCUCUGCGCUUCGCGAUAUGUCAAGAUAAAGAGGAGACAGGAAGAGGAUCGAAAUAGGCGCCAAGUGGUUAAACAAAAGACUAAAUCAACAAUGGAGCGCGGAAACAAAACACAUGCGUGUAUCUUCUUUAACUCGUGUUCUUUAAUUAUCCCUUGUGUGCUCAGAAUUGGCAUCGUAUAUUACAUUCCUGAAGCACGAGCGAAAUGAAGAAAACAACUAUUCAAAUAGCAGGCAGUGGAAAAAGUUUGAUAUAGUCAGACGCCCCUCGCGAUUUACGCUCCUUAAUAGGUACGGCGACAAACAAACGUUUCUCGAAUGUCAUAUUUGGCGCGAAUCAAAAUAGAUACAACAGAGGCACUAUUCGAUGCAUCAGGCCGCAGGCAUCAUUAGCUUAUUAAGUUAGUUAAGCGAGGAUGAAAGAAGACAAUGUUAUGCACCGCAGCGAACAUAUGGUAUGAAUCUGUGAACAUUGCUCUACGAAUUGCAAAAUGUGAAGUUUCUUGCGAAAUGGUGGAUUGUAUUACCAUAUGCAACAGCGCCUGCAUAGCAUGCAUCUGGUGUAUCCUCUUUUCGGUAUGCUUCCCAAGUUUCUCGAAGAAUCUUAGAAAAGUGGAUUCGAGCGAGUGUUGUGUGCGCAAAAAGCCGAUGCAGAAACAUCGAAGAACACGUCCGCAUGAUCCUUCGAAAUGCGUGAAAGCUGACUCAGUUCAUACGCGACGAAGAUUAAAGAAAUCCUCUUGCUUUGAACGAAAUCGUGAAAAUCAACGAGAACAUCGAACGUGCUGUUGCAGGGAGAAGAUGUGCGCUCGAAUAGAAGAACAUAAAAACACGCAUCAAUGCGUGAAUAAAAAUAAGAAAUCGAAAAUAUGUAGCCGGCAAGUUGAACAUUCAGAUAGUUAUAAGUCGGACAAUUCUUUAAACAAGAAAAAUAGUAUCGCAGUUUUAAAAGCAGAUAAAAGCGAAUAUUGUGUUUGUAAAAGAUUUUGAGAUAAAUUAAUGUCAUAAAGAAUUAAAAAUAAAUAUGAAAUGUCAAAGUCACAUAAAAAU